AUGUCAAGUUUUGUGGGAGGCCGUGACAUCAGGUCGUCCGGAGCAUCCCCAGUCCGCUCUCUGCUUCCCCCUUUACCCGCCACCCGCGGGGAAGCGCAGGCUGGCGCAGGGUCACCGGGACUCGCUGUUCCGCAGCGCCGGCGCUGCCGCGCUUCCCGCGCCCGCAGGCUCCUCACGCCGCCCGUUCGAAAAGGCUACCAAAACUGGGAACCUAAGAGCUUCAGAGCUUUCAAAGCAUAUUUCAAUUGUGAGCAAAGUGUGCGCCACUUAAAGAACACCCCGGAAGUGAACAAACACAAGCCCUGGAUUGAGACAUCAUACCACGGAAUCAUAACUGAAAACAAUGACACUGUAAUUUUGGAUCCUCCCCUUGUUGCUUUGGAUAAAGAUGCACCUGUUCCCUUUGCAGGUGAAAUCUGUGCUUUUAAAAUCCACGGGCAAGAAAUGCCCUUCGAAGCUGUUGUGCUGAACAAGACAUCUGGAGAAGGUCGUCUUCGAGCAAAAAGGCCUAUUGACUGUGAACUGCAGAAGGAAUAUACAUUCAUCAUCCAGGCCUAUGAUUGUGGAUCAGGACCAGGUGGAACAAACUGGAAGAAAUCUCACAAGGCAGUGGUCCAUAUCCAGGUAAAGGAUGUCAAUGAGUUUUCACCAGCUUUCAAGGAGAGUGUAUAUAAGGCCACUGUGACAGAAGGAAAGAUCUACGACAGCAUACUGCAGGUAGAAGCCAUUGACGAGGACUGUUCCCCUCAGUAUAGCCAGAUCUGCAAUUAUGAAAUUGUCACAACUGAUGUUCCUUUUGCUAUUGACAGAAACGGUAACAUCAGAAACACUGAGAAACUGAACUAUGAUAAACAGCACCAGUAUGAGAUAAUGGUAACAGCUUUUGACUGUGGGCAAAAACAUGCAACAGAAGAUGUCUUAGUCCGAGUUAAUGUCAAACCAGUGUGCAAACCAGGCUGGCAAGACUGGAGCAAACGGAUUGAAUACAAGCCUGGUUCUGGCAGUAUGCCUUUGUUUCCCAGCAUUCACCUAGAAACAUGUGAUGGGCCGGUUUCCUCAAUACAUACCACUAUUGAAUUACAGACCAAUUACAUUGGAAAGGGCUGCGAUCGUGAAACGUACUCAGAAAAAUCUCUACAGAAAUUAUGUGGAGCUUCCUCAGGUGCCAUUGACCUGUUACCAUCUCCCAGUGCAACAACUAACUGGACAGCUGGGCUUCUCAUGGAUAACAAUGACAUGAUUUUUAAAUUUGAUGGAAAGCAAGGAGCCAAAAUCCCAGAUGGAAUAGUCCCAAAGAAUUUAACUGAUCAAUUCACCAUCACUCUGUGGAUGAAACAUGGACCUAGUCCAGGAUUAAGAGCUGAGAAAGAGACUAUUCUCUGCAACUCUGACAAGACAGAGAUGAACCGUCAUCACUAUGCCCUCUACGUGCACAACUGCCGAUUAGUAUUUCUGUUGCGCAAAGACUUUGAUCAGGCUGACACCUUUCGUCCUGCGGAGUUCCACUGGAAACUGGAUCAGAUCUGUGAUAAAGAAUGGCAUUACUAUGUUGUCAAUGUUGAGUUUCCCGUUGUUACCUUAUACAUGGAUGGAACAACAUAUGAACCUUACCUUGUGACCAAUGAUUGGCCUAUCCACCCUUCACACAUAGCCAUGCAGCUGACAGUUGGUGCUUGUUGGCAAGGAGGUGAAGUCACCAAGCCCAGAUUUGCUCAGUAUUUCCAUGGCAGCUUGGCCAGUCUUACUAUCCGGCCAGGCAAAAUUGAGAGCCAGAAAGUGAUUUCCUGUUUGCAGGCCUGCAAGGAAGGUCUGGAUAUUAAUUCUCUUGAGAGUCUUGGCCAAGGAAUAAAGUAUCACUUCAACCCUUCCCAGUCAGUCCUUGUCAUGGAAGGAGAUGACAUUGAGAAUAUAAAUCAAGCUCUCCGAAAGGUCUCAUACAUCAACUCUAGACAGUUUCCUACUGCAGGCGUACGACGUCUCAAAGUCUCAUCUAAAGUCCAAUGUUUUGGUGAAGAUGUCUGCAUUAGUAUCCCAGAUAUAGAUGCGUAUGUAAUGGUGUUUCAGGCCAAUGAGCCCAAGAUUACAAUAAGUGGGAUGGACCACUUUGCUAGACCAGCUGCACAAUUUGAAAGAGGUGUUAUUUUGUUACCUGACAUCAGGAUUGUCAGCACAGUCACCAAAAUGGAGCAUCCGGUGGACUCAAAAGAACAUGACAGAGGCAAUAAGCCAGCGGUAUUAGAGGAAAUGCUCCACAACUUAGAUUUCUGUGAUAUUUUGGUCAUUGGCGCAGAACUAGAUCCUGAACAAGAGUGUUUAGAACUAGAUCAUGUGGAGCUUCAAGGAAAACAUCUAGAUGCCACAAAUUCCACAGCAGGAUAUUCCAUCUAUGGUGUGGACAGCAUGCACAGCUAUGAACAGGUUCUUCGGCAGAUUCGAUAUCGUAACUGGUACACUUCUGCCACCUUUGACAGAAAAUUCAGAGUCAAGUGCUCAGAGCUAAAUGGACGUUACACCAGCAAUGAAUUUAACUUGGAGGUUAAUAUUCUACACAGCUCCAACUCUGACUUCAUGGACCAUGUAAAUCAUAUGAUAGUACAACCGCAAUUUCUCCAAUCUGUCCACCACCCAGAGGGAAGCAUAAGUGCUGUUCACAACUCAGUUGUUCCAAGUGUGGCUACUAUUGUUAUCAUAAUCUGCGUGAGCAUACUCAUUUUCAUCAUAACCUUGGGGGUCUACCGAAUUCGGACAGCUCAUCGGCACAGCUCUGGAGACAAUGAAGGAAGUAAAGAAAAUGAAAUGGAUUGGGAUGAUUCUGCUCUGACUAUUACCGUCAACCCCAUGGAGAAAUAUGAAAAGCCUCAUCAGGCAGAAGAGGAGAGUGAGGAAGAAGACCUAGAAGAUGAAGAGGAAGAUACAACCAGUGCUGAAUCAGAUGAAAGUGAAGAGGAGGAGGAGGAGGAGGAGGAGGAAGAGGAAGUGAUGGUCCAAAAGGGAGACAAACAGAAUGCUACCAGGCAAGAGCAGUUGGAGUGGGAUGAUUCAACACUCCCGUACUAA
Charadrius vociferus (killdeer) is the source of this 3057-nucleotide messenger RNA. It is a transcript of the gene CLSTN2, whose product is annotated as calsyntenin 2. Bases 1 to 3057 code for a protein of 1018 amino acids. Gene Ontology annotation, biological process: positive regulation of synapse assembly; positive regulation of synaptic transmission; homophilic cell-cell adhesion. Gene Ontology annotation, molecular function: calcium ion binding; X11-like protein binding; kinesin binding. Gene Ontology annotation, cellular component: cell surface; postsynaptic membrane. NCBI's taxonomy places the organism in Eukaryota, Metazoa, Chordata, Aves, Charadriiformes, Charadriidae. The record is from RefSeq and is a predicted model, not a curated record. The transcript has 18 exons.